AUGUCUGUACCUAAUUAUAAUCAGGCACCAAAUAUGGUUCCGCAUAAUGAAUAUAUUGAAGCUGAACAUAGUUCCUAUGAAGAAGUUGAUGAUAUUGUAUCAAAUGAAGACGAUCAAAAAAUGCUGUGUUCAACAUUUAGAGCAUGCUUAACCUCAAUCUGGUAUCAAACGUAUUUACAAUCACCCUACGCUGUGCCUGGAUGGGUGCAGGCAAAUAUCGCUGUGGGCUUUAUCUGUAUAAAUUGGAUUAUUAGCCCUCUGUUAUGGUACACGGAUGUAUGGAAUUUUAAAAUACUGCCGAUUCAGGGCUCUGUUCGUCGUUCUGUCGAUGGAAGUAUUUACAGAAUAGCUGAAGUUGUAGAUAUACCUGCUUCUUUAAGUAACCUGCCACAAUAUCGUUUGAAUGAAACAGCUUAUGAAAAAUACGGACCAGUCAGGUUACCUCUCACAAUGAUCGUUUCUUAUGCUUGUCAUCUUGCUUUUAUACCUGCAAUAAUCGUCCACACGAUUCUAUAUCACGGUAAAGAUAUUCUGAAGCAUUUGCAUACGUCUCUAAAUAACCGUAACAAUGAUAUUCAUUGUCGUCUCAUGUCUAAUUACAAGGAAGCACCUGAAUGGUGGUAUGCUGUUUUAUUCAUUUUAGUAACAGUUCUUUCAACUAUCAUUUGCCAUCUCGCGGAAAUCAUGCCGUGGUACUAUGUACUAAUUGCUGCUUCAGUUGCAUUUUUAUUAAUUUUACCGGCCGGUAUACUGUAUGCUAAUACAGGUUUAGCGGAAUUCUUGUUUACAAUGCCAGCCAGCAAUCUACUCGCCUCCUUAUUCUUUGUUAAUGCACCAACAGAAGCCGUUGUUUUCAACAUGUAUAUCCCUCGUUCGACGUUUACAGCAAUUAAUUUCCUUGUGGUACUAAAGCUUAGUCACUUUAUGAAAAUUCCACCUCGAGUUAUGUUUGUUGCAAUUAUUAUCUGUUCACUAAUCUCUGCUAUUACAUGCUCGCUCACUGCAUUUUCCAUACGAAAGACAAUAAAAACACCAACACUGUGUGAUCGCUCAAAACCGGAACAACUAUGCGUAGAUGAAGCAGCACGUGAAUUUGCGCUUGCUAUUCUAUUUUCCCUUGUCGGUAAGUGCAAUCAAGAUAAAAGUGUUUUUUGUCGUAUCAUUCGAUAG
Molecule: messenger RNA, 1170 nt
Organism: Didymodactylos carnosus
Lineage: Eukaryota; Metazoa; Rotifera; Eurotatoria; Philodinida; Philodinidae
Source: the annotation of a GenBank genome assembly